AUGUUCGUCUUAUCCAUUUCCUUUUCCAAAAAGAAAAAUUAUUAAACAAAUAAAAAGUAGAGAAAAAUCAAAUAAAAUAUAUUCACCAAAAUCUCAACUUCUAGAGAGAGAGAGAAAAACAGAGAGAGAAGGGUCUGCUUUGGCGGUUGGAAGCAGAAGUUGCUAUCAGAACAUUGCUUCAUAAAUAAAAUCUCAGGUGUUAGAUUAGGCCAACGGUUCUCUUCUCCCUUUCUUUAUUUCUCUUCAAACCAAAGCAAAGAAACGAAACUAAAGCAAAACAUAUAAACAAUCCUAUUUUGUUGGUUACGGUUUGAUUCUUGGUAGCCAUCCCUCGCCCAACUUCACCUUCUCUGACAUAAUCACAACACCCUUCUUCUCUCGUUUCUUCCAUCUGUCCCUAUAUAAUCAGUUAAUCACAUAUCGUGGAGUUCGUGUACGGAACUGAGUUUGCCUUUUUGUAAGUGGUUGCAGAUAAAAGGUCUAACUCCAAAUGGAUACUGUUCAGCCUGAUUCACCUUCCAAAAAAAUCUCCAUCACUAUUUCAUCCUCUUCUUCGUUAUGUACCACACCACCACGCAGUGAAAACAGUCAUGUGGCUACUAGCUCUGUUGUUCAAGAGAGGCUUCCAACUUCCUUCUACUUAAGAUUAGCUAUGAAGGUAUCUAGAGCUAGAUGGUUCAUCUUCUUGAGAAGAGUUUUUCACUACCAGAACGGAUCAAGAUCAGACCUCGGGUCUAAUCCUUUCAACUCCAGCACGUGGAUGAUCUCUGAGCUCCUAGCUCUGUUUAUUCAGCUUACUGUCAUAACAUUCACACUAGCUAUCUCCAAAGAUGAGAGACCUAUCUGGCCGGUGAGGUUAUGGAUCACAGGCUAUGAUGUGGGAUGUCUCCUCAGUCUCAUGCUCUUGUAUGGUCGGUUUCGCCAGCUAGACCAAGAUAAUGGUUUUGUCCAUGGAGAUAUUGAGCAGCAAGAGAGAAGCAGAGAAGAUAACAGGAGCUCUCGUUUGAUGAAUAGAUGCAGAACGUCGCUAGAGCUGUUCUUUGCGAUUUGGUUUGUGGUUGGGAAUGUUUGGGUGUUCGAUUCUAGGUUCGGUUCUUUCAACCAUGCUCCAAGGCUUCACAUCCUCUGCGUCUCUCUUCUAGCUUGGAACGCUCUCUGCUACUCGUUUCCUUUUCUUCUCUUCAUGUUCCUAUGUUGCAUUGUGCCUCUCGUUAGUAGCCUACUUGGAUACAACAUGAACAUGGGAUCUUCAGACAGAGGAGCAUCAGAUGACGAAAUAUCUAGUCUCCCUAGCUGGAAAUACAAACGAAUCGAUGACAAUGCUUCAUCUCCUACAACUGAUGAUCCAUGUUGUAUAUGUUUGGCAAAGUAUAAAGACAAGGAAGAAGUAAGAGAGCUACCAUGUUCACAUAAGUUUCAUCUAAAGUGUGUAGAUCAAUGGCUUCGUAUCAUAUCUUGUUGUCCUCUCUGCAAACAAGAUCUUUCCAGAUGAUAGAAGGCAAAAACCCUAAAGCAGACAAGAGCUCAUAAGAGUCAAUGUCUGUGAUUUAAGUUAUAUAGUUUUUUUUUUGGUUUGGUUUUUCUUUUAAAGGUUUUUAGUUUUUGUUUUGUUUUGAUUUGAUUUGAAGCAAAUAGGUUACUUGUGUGAGUGUCAAAUUUUUGUACAGAAAGAGCUCACCAGUAACCGUAAAAUACAUUGUGAGGAGAGAUAUAAAUCACAAUGCCACAAAUAUUAUAGAAUCUUGAUGUAGACUUGUAGUGUUUAUGCUUCA
Raphanus sativus (radish) is the source of this 1772-nucleotide messenger RNA. RefSeq names its product E3 ubiquitin-protein ligase At4g11680. The record is from RefSeq and is a predicted model, not a curated record. Lineage: Eukaryota; Viridiplantae; Streptophyta; Magnoliopsida; Brassicales; Brassicaceae. The transcript has 4 exons. Bases 491 to 1492 code for a protein of 333 amino acids.